AUGUCUGAAAUACCUGUAAUCGUGUCCUUUCCGCUCCCAUUCCGGGUCCUCGUGCUCAGCGGGUUGGGUAUACUUGGCUGGGCGACCAACUUGCAUGGCUUGGAUCUGCUCGGAGUGGACGCUGUCGCCGCGAUGGACCUGCAAGUGGAAACGAGCGCGCUAUCCCACCUGCCACAUCAUCUCGCCCAACCGAAGCGCCCGUCGCAUCCAUCCGUGAUAUAUAACGCGGUCUAUCGCCUUUUUCUGGGGUACUCGCUAUGGGUGUUCAUGUCCUGGGCGUCGUUCCGGUGGCUCACCUACGGUGAUGCUGUGCUGGUCGACGCGUUUGGAUAUAUCCCCGCGGUGUCGGGGCUGGUGCUGCUGAUGGUGUUAAUCAGUCCUGUGGACGCGCUCUGCAAACGAGAAAGAGACAAGUUCCUUCACGCACUACGGAGAUGUGUGUUCACGCAUCUAGACGGGCCGAUCUACUUCGCAGAUGUGAUCUUUGCGGAUAUAUUCACGUCCUUCGCCAAAGUUCUCGGCGACAUGUGGCUUUCUGCGUGUAUGCUUCUGCCGGGGAACACACUUUUGAGCACGCCUGCGGACAGUGUGUGGCUGCGCUGGGUGAUGCCGACCAUCAUGAGUCUCCCCUACUUGAUCCGGCUUAAACAAUGUAUAGCGGAAUACUCUCAUGCUGAGAAUGAAAGCCGACGGCCACUGUUAAACGCCAUCAAAUACGCAAGCUCAUUCCCCGUGAUCUACUUGUCCGCGGCACAGCGAAUCGUGGUGUCAGAAUUAGUUGAAGCCAAGGGCAGCGGUGUUACAAACGAGGCUUGGCAUGGGGAACAUCCGCUUUUCAGGCUUUGGCUCUUGGCUGCUAUUGUGAACUCGUUGUACUCGUUCUGGUGGGAUGUGACGAACGACUGGGGCCUGACGUUGCUCAAGCCGACUCCCGAAGAGACCGAUAAGAAACCUGCGCCACCGCGGCAACUGCUUUUGUCCCAGUCCGGAUCCCACUCUCCACACGGUUCCCAAGAUGAAACUGCCACGAACCACCAAAGAGAGUCCCACCCCUAUGGUUUACGCUCUAUGCUGUUGUAUCCGCUUCCAGUAUACCCACUUCUGAUAUUCCUGAAUCUGGUUCUCCGGCUGACAUGGUCUGUGAAAUUGUCGAGCCAUCUGCAUUCCAAAUCAGAGGGCAGUGUGACUAUCUUCUGGCUAGAGAUGGCUGAAGUGAUCCGGCGGUGGAUGUGGGUCUUUUUGCGGGUAGAGUGGGAGGUGGUCAAGAAGGGACAGGAGGGGGCUCGCCGUGGGGCGAUGGUGGACGAAUACAGCGGGGAUGAGGCCGAGUACGAGAUGGUUUACAGAGCAGCUGACGAUUCUUAG
Messenger RNA from Mycena citricolor, 1365 nucleotides. The record is from the annotation of a GenBank genome assembly. Lineage: Eukaryota; Fungi; Basidiomycota; Agaricomycetes; Agaricales; Mycenaceae.